Molecule: messenger RNA, 2321 nt
Organism: Leptinotarsa decemlineata (Colorado potato beetle)
Lineage: Eukaryota; Metazoa; Arthropoda; Insecta; Coleoptera; Chrysomelidae
Gene: tll
Product: nuclear receptor subfamily 2 group E member tailless
Biological process (GO): regulation of DNA-templated transcription
Molecular function (GO): sequence-specific DNA binding; zinc ion binding; DNA-binding transcription factor activity
Source: RefSeq, a predicted model, not a curated record
CCGUUUGACGGGGGUUGCUACAGCCAAUAGCAGCGAAGAGUUCUGACUAAGUCAAAACAUUGAACCUCUGACAGGUUGCAGGACGAUUUUUCGAAGUUUAAAAGUCGUGGAGGAUCUGAAACAAGUUCAAACAGUCGCUGAUUGCCAGGUUAAUAAGUUCAGUUUUCGUGUUAGUGAGUUUCGGUGCUUUAGUCGAGAAUAACAGUGUGUGAAAAUGAUGCAUUUGGAUCAACCCAUGCAGAUGGAGCAGCAUAUGGCUAUGGACCAUCAAAUGGUGCUCAAGCCACAAUCUCCAUCAUCGUCCAGCAGGAUUCUGGAUAUACCGUGCAAAGUUUGUGGUGAUUUUUCCUCGGGCAAACAUUAUAACAUCUUUGCCUGUGAUGGUUGCGCUGGAUUCUUCAAGAGAUCAAUCCGCAGAAACCGGCAGUACGUCUGCAAGGCCAAGGAAGAAGGCUCCUGUAUUGUUGACAAGACCCACAGGAAUCAGUGUCGGGCUUGCAGAUUGACGAGAUGUCAGGAAGCAGGAAUGAACAAAGACGCUGUUCAACAUGAAAGAGGUCCUCGCAACUCCACCCUGAGGAGGCAACAGAUGUCCAACUUCUUCAGUGAUGCUAGAGAACGGAUGAUGGUGUCGCCACCUUGUGGUGGGGCCCUGGAUCUCGCUAUACCGAAGCCAAAUCUGCAGCGUACCUCAGAAAACCCUUUUGCAUUAUCUCAUCCAGGUUUUUGGUGCAAUGGGUACAUCAGUUUGCCAAAGCUUCCAAUACCGAUACCAUCAAUCAACCCCCCUCUAGUCCCUCAUCCGUCCUUUGUUUGCGAAGCAGCUGCCAGGUUACUCUUCAUGAACGUCCAGUGGACGAAGAGCAUGCCCUCGUUGACAUCCCUUCCGUUUGCUGACCAACUAGUGCUUCUGGAAGAGAGCUGGAAGGAACUCUUCAUUCUCGGAGCAGCUCAAUUCCUCCCGAUUACUUAUUUAGCGCAGCUGAUACCAGAUUCCGGGGCCUUGGAGCGAUCAGAACGUCCUGAGUCAUUCAUGCAGAAUGUCCAGUACUUCCAGGAGUUGAUUAUCAGUAUCAGGCAGUUCCAGGCGGAUCCGCAUGAAUACGCUUGCUUGCGAGCGAUAGUUCUCUUCAAGACGUCUUUCGAUAAGAUUGGACACUCUUCUUCUCCUUCCCCGACACACGUUCUGUCGGACCCUGCCAGAAUAUCAGCUGUACAGGAUGAAUCUCAACUCACUCUCAAUAAAUAUAUCAGCACAACCCACCCAGAGGAGCCCCUCAGAUUCGGCAAGAUGAUGCUGAUGAUUCCCAAUUUGAGGACAGUACCUGGGGAAACCAUCGAAGAGCUAUUCUUCAGGAAGACGAUUGGUAAUAUUCCGAUAGUCAAGAUUAUAUCCGACAUGUAUAAAACUCAGUUCGGAUUAUGACUAGCAGAGAAUGUCGUCUAAACCAUAACAUUGCAUACAUAUGCAGAAGAAGCAUUUGAUCAGAGUGCAUACAUAUGCGCUGAUCAGUGGUACGAAUAUAACUAGGAAUUCUACAAAGGAUUCCUGCGACUUACAAGCCUCGCUGAAUUUUUCAGCGUGAAAGAGACUCCAGAAGAGUUAGAAGAACGAGCAUACAUAUGCCAAGAAGAUCCUCUCUGCAUAGUAUUUGUGUGGAGAUUUGUGGUACACCACGACUGACUGUGAUAUUAGAAAUAUCGAAUUCUACAAAGAAUUCGUAUCAAUAGUCUUAUUGAUGGGUUAUUCUGAGCUGAUUUUUGUUCAGCACUGAGAAGGAGACACCAGGAAAAACAUUGCAUACACAUGCCAAAUAAAUUACCUGUGAUAUAAUGAAUAAGGCUACGUUCUACAAAGAACAAACAUACAAACCGUGUCAAUCUAUUUCAAAAGGAAAAGAGAUACCGUAGAGGAAGAAACCAAACUGUUGGUGUUCGAAGAAGACCUUGGAGCAUGAUAUUGGUGCAGUCGUAAGAUGUUUGACAGAAUCCGGAUAUACGAUUUUUUACAUCCUAAAACAGCCAAUCAUCAGGGGUAGUUCUUCAUUCCACUGAGAGGAACCAUCAUCUACUUAAGAAAAUAAUUGUUAUUUUCAAAAUGGAAACGAGCUAAAAGUGUGUGAAACUGUAUAUAUAAAUCACAGGAUUAUUAUUUCUGUAAAAUAUCUAUUAUAUAUGCCAGUUUACUUUACAAUGGUUUAACAAACUGAAACCGGCCGUAACAAAUUAAUAUCUUAGUAGAAAUUAGAGUAAAGUUUUUUUCUAUCUUGUAUAUAAUAAAUCUUAGGAAAAACUAGGAUGUUUGAGAAUUUUUGUAAAUA